Emiliania huxleyi CCMP1516 is the source of this 729-nucleotide messenger RNA. RefSeq lists its product as hypothetical. The record is from RefSeq and is a predicted model, not a curated record. Lineage: Eukaryota; Haptophyta; Isochrysidales; Noelaerhabdaceae. The transcript has a single exon. Bases 195 to 440 code for a protein of 81 amino acids.
GCUGCACGCCUGGCCGCGACUCGGGCGACGUCCCUCAUCAGGACAUCUCGGGGCUCAGCCUCGACAUGCCAGGCGCGGCGUGUGGCACCCAGUGCUUCCCUGUGCAGCAGGUGAUUGUCAGCCUGCCUCUGGGCCACCCGCUCGCCACUGCGGGCGGCCAAAACUCGUCUGAGCACCGCAGCGGCACACCGAACAUGCUCAUGCAGAUGCUCGUGGACAAUCCGCAGGAGGUGAUCCAGCUGUUGCGCUCGGCCAAGGAUGCGCUGACGUCGGCGCCGCAGCAGGUCGUCGUGACCACCGCGGUGCCGGUCGCUCCAAUGGAGAUGGGACGCGAGGACCCGACCGAGCAGCUGGCCAAGCUCAAGAAACUACUCGACUCGGGCGCGAUCACCGAGGAGGAGUACGAGGAGAAGCGCAAGCCUUACGUCGACCUACUCUGACUGGCCAACUGAGUCGGCGAACCUGGGCUUCCUUGAGCGAGGUGGGCGAAGGGCAUGCAUGUGAGGCGUCGUCCGUUCGGCCAUGUCGGCGUGGCGAUCGCGCCUCCAGGCUUGGCCACGCCGGCCCGCUUUUGCGGCGUCGCGCCCUUUGAGUGAGGGCGCGUGCCGCUGCUCUGUCUGGCGAGCGGUUGCAUGCCGACCUCGCUGGGCCACCACACAGGGAUUUCACGGGAAGGAAGGUAUGUUGCUAGCCGUCGCCACUCUUCCCGCCUAGUGUACGUUUCUUAUU